Molecule: messenger RNA, 1440 nt
Organism: Iphiclides podalirius (scarce swallowtail)
Lineage: Eukaryota; Metazoa; Arthropoda; Insecta; Lepidoptera; Papilionidae
Source: the annotation of a GenBank genome assembly
AUGCUACGCGCCGUCGCCGCCUGCCUCAUGGGGCUGCUAGCGCACGCCGCCGGCAGCGUGCUCGUUUACACGGUGGAGACGCCGCACACGGGGGAAAAGUGGUAUCGGCUGAAGGUCACUCGCAUGCGAUGCAGGGGCGAGGAUUCGCGCCGCCAUUUUGCCGUGCGAGUAAUUGGGCGGGAAAAUUGUGUAUUGACUGCAGCCGCGUCACGAACUAAGAUGGCCGCUCAUCUGCUGAUCAAUGCCGUGAAAGUUCUGCACAUAGUUGGCAUGCAACAUUUCAUAACGGAGGAGUUCCGGGACAUCCCCGCCACCUUCGGCGAUGAGCUGCCGGUGGACGGCCUCCGCGGGAUGCUGGUGCAGGGGGAGCCCGAGGACGGGUGCUCCGCCCUCCCGGCGCCCCCCACCACCGACAACUUCACCGGCAAGUGGAUAGUGCUGCUGGCCAGGUACAACUGUAGCUUCGAGGUGAAGAUCAGGAACGCGCAGCUCGCCGGCUACGACUGUGCCAUCGUCCACAACGUGAACUCCAGCGACCUUGAGACGAUGUCAGCUAAAAAUCCCGACGGCAUAACCAUACCUUCGGUGUUCGUCAGCGACCUCGCCGGGAUAAUACUGUCGGAGCAGUACCUCUACACGUCGACCCAUUACUAUAUAAUGGUGAACGGCGAACUUCCAUACAAUAUCAACAGUCUCCUCGUGCCAUUCGCCGUCGUGGUGGUUCUAUGUCUGAUCGUCAUACUGAUAUUCAUGAUAGUGAAGUGCAUAAAGGACAGGCGGCGCGCGAGACGCCACCGGCUGCCGAGCCGCGCGCUCAGGAAGAUCCCCACGUGCAAGUUCAGCAAGGGCGACCCCUACGACACGUGCGCCAUCUGCCUCGACGACUACCAGGAGGGCGAGCGGCUCAGGGUGCUGCCCUGCGCGCACGCGUACCACGCGAAGUGCAUCGACCCGUGGCUGACGCAGAACCGGCGCGUGUGCCCCGUCUGCAAGAGGCGCGUGCUGGCCGCGGGCGAGAGGCGCCCCCACUCCGACUCGGACAGCGACGCCUCGGAGCCGCUGGUCGCCGCGCGAGCGCCGCCCACGCAGGGCGGCACUUUUGAGGAGCAACGCGAGAACCCUUUCGUGAGGGCGGCCCGCUACAUGGCGCGGCUACGCGGGAGCAGCGCGCGUGCCGAGGCGGCCGACGCCGACGCGGAGAGCGCUCUACCCACAGAAGACACUGAACAAAACGCUAACAACGACGAGAACGCGGACGAGGACGAGUCGCGGCCGCUGAUAGCGGCGGCCGGCAAUGAACGGCGCGCGCGGCGCGCACGGCGCCCGCGUCCGCGCCCGCGCCCCGCCCACCCCUCCAUCAACGGCGAGGAGCGCGGCGAGAUCGGUGUGGCAGCCCUGCCAGCGUCCACGCCGGAAACAGCGCCCCGCCACGUGGACUUA